CCCCUUUUGUUCAUUGCAAAAGCUGCAAAGGAGAAGGAGGACAGAGAAAGAGAGGGACCAGAGAGAGAGCCUCUGUCCUCCCCAUCCAAGGAGCCUGCUUUGUGCCUCCUUCUCCAGCUCAAGAGCAUCCUUGGACUGCUCCAUCCCUGCAUCCCUCCUCCAUCCUUUCUCCUUUGGAUGCACUUGGACCCUCAUCCUUAGGGAGUGGCUGGACCUCCUGCUACAGAUUGAAAGCUGCUUGGAUUGUGUUCCUCCCUCCCUCCCUUCUUUCUUGCUAUCUGUCUCUUUUUAAUACAUAGAGUGGGUUGGUGGUGUGGCCUACAGCUCCUCACAAGACAAGAUCAUCAUUUCAUCAUCCCCCAUUCACACACAUCAGCCCCUCUUUGGCAAAAAGCAUCAGGGCUGGAAGACCUGGAAGAGUGCUCUUUGCAGUCAUCCCGGCCGGAUCUGUGGUUGGUUGACCCUUGCAGCUGCUGGCGUGCAUGAAAGCCGAGAGCAUAGGACCGAGGAGAACCGGAGUGCCUUCCUUUUGUGGGUUCUGGAGAUGUCCUAAGGCCCCUCCAAAAGGCAUUGGAACCACUUUGUGCAUUAGGUCUCAGAAUAUAGAUGAAGGGCUCUGUCACAUAGAUGCCUGAGGCUGUGCUAUCAGCUAGUCUACCGGAGGACCAAAGGCAUACCACAGCGUGAGACACAUCGCUGGGCAAAGAUGCUGAAGCCGAGUGGACUUAAAAUUCCCGGGAGGGCUGGGAAACACUCCAGCCCCGUGCCACGUCCCGGUGGGACAACGACGACUGCAACCACAACUGCCACUGCCACAAAAGAAGGAUCACCACUGCACAAACAGGGCUCUACAUCUUCUGCAGCCACCGCCGAGAAGCCUCCAGGAUCAAAGGUUGCCGAAGUGGGAGAUGACUUCUUGGGGGAUUUUGUGGUGGGAGAACGUGUCUGGGUCAAUGGAGUCAAGCCGGGUGUGAUCCAGUAUCUGGGGGAGACUCAGUUCGCCCCAGGACAGUGGGCAGGGGUGGUUCUGGAUGACCCAGUGGGGAAGAACGAUGGCUCCGUGGGUGGAGUGCGCUACUUUGAGUGCCAACCUCUCCAAGGGAUCUUCACUCGGCCUUCCAAGUUGACCCGCCAGCCAACAGCAGAGGGGUCCGGGAGCGAUGCCCAUUCGGUGGAGUCCUUGACAGCCCAGAACUUGUCCUUGCACUCGGGAACCUCCACCCCACCUCUCUCCACCCGUGUCAUCCCCCUCCGGGAGAGCGUCCUCAAUAGCACCAUGAAGACCGGGAACGAAUCUGGAUCCAACCUGUCGGACAGUGGGUCAGUGAAGAAAGGGGAUAAAGACUUCAGGCUCGGAGACCGCGUCCUGGUUGGUGGAACAAAAACCGGCGUCGUGCGCUACGUGGGGGAGACGGAUUUUGCCAAAGGGGAAUGGUGUGGGGUGGAGCUGGACGAACCGCUGGGGAAGAAUGAUGGAGCUGUUGCCGGAACAAGGUAUUUUCAGUGCCCUCCCAAGUUUGGCCUCUUUGCGCCUAUCCACAAGGUGAUCCGGAUCGGUUUCCCCUCCACCAGCCCAGCCAAAGCCAAGAAGAGUAAGCGGAUGGCCAUGGGGGUGUCUGCCUUGACCCACAGCCCUAGCAGCUCAUCCAUCAGCUCCGUUAGUUCCGUGGCCUCCUCUGUUGGGGGGCGGCCCAGCCGGAGUGGACUGCUGACGGAGACCUCCUCCCGCUACGCCCGGAAGAUCUCCGGCACCACGGCCCUCCAGGAGGCUCUGAAGGAGAAGCAGCAGCACAUCGAGCAGCUCCUGGCGGAGAGGGACCUGGAGCGCGCAGAAGUUGCAAAGGCAACCAGCCGCAUCUGUGAGGUGGAGAAGGAGAUCGCCAUCCUGAAGGCCCAGCAUGAGCAGUAUAUCACCGAAGCGGAAGGCAAUUUGCAAAGAGCACGGACAGUGCUGGAAGGAGCCCAGAAGGAAAAAAUGGAGUUGCUCAACCAGUUAGAAGAGGAGAAAAGAAAAGUAGAAGAUUUGCAGUUUCGUGUUGAGGAGGAAUCUAUUACAAAGGGAGACUUGGAGACCCAGACGCAGCUGGAGCAUGCCCGAAUACGGGAGCUCGAGCAGAGUCUCCUGGUUGAGAAGACGCAGGCCGAAAAGCUUCUCAAAGAGUUGGAGGACACCAGGCUGACCACUGUUGCAGAGAAGUCAAGAAGUCAGCUUGAGGAAGAGUUGUCCUUAACCGAACAAGAGUGGAGGGACCUGAGACAGUGUUUGAAGGCCUCCAAUCAGCCAGUCCCAGACCACACCUUGGCCUGCAAACCGAAGCCCUCCGUCUGCGGGAUCGGCUGUUCGGCCAACAAGGAGCACCAGCAAGAAAGCAUCCAGCUGAAGGAGAAGCAUAAGAGGACCCUGAAGAACAUCAUAUUCCAGAGCUCCUUUGGGGAACAAAAUCUUGCUUUAUCUUCUCUCUGUGUCUGUGUUUUUUGUUCUUCUCCCUUUUGUCUGCCAGCAUUGGAAAACAGAUGCAGAAGCACGGAGAGGAAGGCAGAUUCUCUAUUGAAAGAGAAGAAAAGGCUGGAGGCGGAACUGGAGACGGUGUCCAGAAAAACACACGAUGCCUCUGGUCAGCUGGUUCUGAUCAGUCAGGAACUACUGAAGAAAGAAAGAAACCUGAAUGAGCUGCGGGCGUUGCUGAUGGAAGCCAACCGGCACUCUCCUGGACCCGAGCGGGACUUGAGCCGCGAAGUGCACAAAGCCGAAUGGAGGCAGAAAGAGCAGAAGCUCAAAGACGACAUCAAGGGCCUAAGGGAAAAACUGAUAGUCCUGGAUAAAGAGAAAGGCGUAACGGACCAGCGGCGCUACUCCCUGAUCGACCCUUCGUCGGAGUCAGAGGUCCUGCGGUUGCAGCAUCGCCUGGUCAGCACCGAGGAUGUCUUGAGGAACGCCUUGGAGCAGGGCCAGCAGAUGGAAAAGCUCAUGGAGGCAAUGAGGACUUGUUCGGAAAAAGCACAGACCAUUGGAAACUCCGGAUCUGCGAAUGGGAUCCAUCAACAGGAUAAAUCUCAUAAGCAAGAGGAGAAGCACUGAUGAAGGAGAAAAGGUGGAGAGGACUCUGAUGAUAGGAUUUGCUUGUCAGAAAAAGGCCAGACAAGGGAUGCCUCCCUCUGUUUCGUCCCAGACCCCAAUUUAAGCGCCACCUAAAAAUGUUUUGGCUCUAUGAACACUAAAGGAGAUGGUUCUCCCCAACUUUCCCAGCUGUGCCUGGCUCACGAAGAAAGCGGUACAAGAGUCGUAUGCUUGUAGUUGAAAUGUCUUCUCCACCAUUUGCAGCAUCCAGUGGCCGCAACGAUAACGUGGGUUAUGUUUUGCCAAGGGUUUUUUUGUGUGGCGAUGAGGGGUGUUGUCCUCAUAUAUUGGCUGGUAGAAAUGUGCCAUGGCAGUGUCCUUACAUCUUUCUUUUCCUUAGCAAAUUCCCAAGACUCUCAGCCCAGGGAGUUUGCACAUGAUGUUGGAACAUCUCCCUCUGGAUCCUGAUGGAUGUUCAUUUCUGUUCCCCUCUCCCAUGUUUGAUGCGCCUGCAAAAUGGCAAUGGCCAACGGGGGACAAGAUGUCAGCUGGAACAUAAUCUAUUCUCUAUAUAAAAGACUCCCGAGGUCCAGAACGUGGAGACCGCGCAUAAUCUUAUUCAUAUAACGGAAUACAAAUGUUGAGGUGGACUUUUAACUUAUUUUAUCUUGGGUAGUUAUUGAGUCCUUUGAGUUGUUCGGAGCUGAUGAUAUCUCUUGUCUCUUCGGAGAGAUCUCUGCUUUAACCCACAUCUGAAGUCUGAAACAAGAGCCAAGCUUGACGUUGUUGGAAGGAUGGGAUCUUCCGUGUCUUCCUUUCCCUGUGGCUUUCAUCAAGCGUGCAUCUGAAGUUCUGUAACAUUUUUUCCCUAUAGCCCAAGGGUUAAUUUUUCUUGCCAGUUUUACACAUGCAUUAGAAUUGAGACUGUCUCCUUCACCUCCAAAAGCUGUGCUACUUUUAGGCUUCAGCUGUGACUUGGUGCAUUCAGGGGUUCGGCCAAAAAGUAAAAAAUGGCCUGUUACAGACCGCCAAAAUAAAGCUGCUUUGGGUCUCUUUGGAGGUAU
Molecule: messenger RNA, 4122 nt
Organism: Sceloporus undulatus (fence lizard)
Lineage: Eukaryota; Metazoa; Chordata; Lepidosauria; Squamata; Phrynosomatidae
Product: CAP-Gly domain-containing linker protein 2-like
Biological process (GO): cytoplasmic microtubule organization
Cellular component (GO): nucleus; microtubule plus-end; cytoplasm
Molecular function (GO): microtubule plus-end binding
Source: RefSeq, a predicted model, not a curated record